Molecule: messenger RNA, 1446 nt
Organism: Amphibalanus amphitrite
Lineage: Eukaryota; Metazoa; Arthropoda; Thecostraca; Balanomorpha; Balanidae
Product: DNA-binding protein SMUBP-2-like
Exons: 2
Coding region: 1-1446 (481 amino acids)
Molecular function (GO): ATP hydrolysis activity; 5'-3' DNA helicase activity
Source: RefSeq, a predicted model, not a curated record
AUGGCGGGGAUUGAUAUAACUCCCGACGAACUUGAACGGAUACUGCAGCUGCUCAGUUCUCCAUCAGCCGGCGACUUCUUCGGAUCCGUGAAGCGUCAGGCGGUGGCUCUGGCGCUCCGGGAUCGGCCGCUGACCGUCAUCCACGGCCCGCCCGGCACCGGCAAGACCACCACCGUCGUGGAGGUGAUCAUGCAGCACGUGAAGCGGGCUCAGCGCGUGCUGGUCUGCGCGCCCUCCAACAAGGCCGUUGACAACGUGCUGGAAGGUGUCUGGAAGCAGAUCGUGAAAGCAGACUUCGGUCUGAGCAUGAAUCGCGUUAUUCGUCUUGGGCAGCUGGAACGAAUGCAAGCAAAUCUGAGAGGGUUCUCAUUAAAGGCUCGGAUGAACAACUCAGAGGAACUUCGUAUGCAGUCGGAAACAAUGACAAGAAAGACCAAAAUGGUCAGAAUGUUGAACGAAGCCAAGGUGGUACUGAGUACUCUGACGUCUGUGCGCAAAGUGGAGCCCAUGGUUGACGAUGUGUCCCGGUUCGACCUCUUGGUGAUCGACGAGUGCAGCAAUGCGACGGAGGCCGCCUGCUGGCUGGCCAUCCCGCUCGCCAAGAAGGUGAUGCUGGUGGGCGACCCGUGCCAGCUGCCGCCGACCAUUCUCAGUCAGGAGGCGGCCAGCCGCGGUCUGGCCGUCUCGCUGAUGGAGCGGCAGAUAAAGCUGCAUGGUGAGGGUAUCGUCCACAUGCUGGACACCCAGUACCGGAUGCACGCAAUGAUCCAGGAGUGGUCCUCGCAGAACCUGUACGGCGGCAGGCUCAAGGCGGCACCGACAGUCGCCGGCCGCCUGUUGACUCAUCUGCCCAGCGUGCGGAGCACGAAUCAGACGCAGCCCACCCUGAUGCUCGUAGAUACAGCUGGCUGCAGGCUACUUGAAUCCCAAGACGCCAAGACCAAGUCCUACUGCAACAAAGGCGAGGCGAAUCUCGUGGUGUGUCAUGUCUCGUCGCUGGUGAAGGCCGGACUGCCGACUGACUCCAUCGGCAUCAUCACGCCGUACAAGCAACAGGUGGGGCUGAUCGCUGGCCGUCUGCGCAAGGCAAAUUUGAACGUGGAGGUGAACUCUGUGGACGGGUUCCAAGGUCGCGAAAAGGAGGCCAUCCUGCUCUCUCUGGUGCGCUCCAACCCGCGCCGCCAGGUGGGCUUCGUGGGCGACCGGCGGCGGCUGAACGUGGCGGUGACUCGCGCGCGGCGUCACCUAUACGUCGUCUGCGACACAUCCACCGUGUGUCAGGAUCGCACGAUUCGCUCGCUGGUCAGUCACCUGAGGAGGAAUGGAGAGCUGCGUGAGACCAGCGGCAAGCUCUGUCCGCAUGGCAAGGCCUGCCAGGUCGUCGAGGACGACGAUGACGUCGACGAUCUAGGUGUCAGACUCGGAGCGACAAACCUGCUGCCGUAG